Suricata suricatta (meerkat) is the source of this 1599-nucleotide messenger RNA. RefSeq names its product metallo-beta-lactamase domain containing 1 (gene MBLAC1). Lineage: Eukaryota; Metazoa; Chordata; Mammalia; Carnivora; Herpestidae. The transcript has a single exon. Bases 606 to 1358 code for a protein of 250 amino acids. The record is from RefSeq and is a predicted model, not a curated record.
AAUAAGGCCGUUGGUCGCCGUCUGUUAGAAGAUAGUGGUGCUUUGUGCAGGGAGACUGGCAAGGGUCCCCUGGCUGAUAACUAUUUAGGCUUGAGUCUGUGCAGCCCCUCUCGGCGCCUGCGUGAGAACCCCUUGGAAUUUAAAAGCAGCAAGCGAGAGCGCGCCUCGGCCACCGUACUAUGGGUUUACGGGAACUCGUAGGGGACAAAAUUCCUCACCCUUUUCCGAGGGCCGGUGUUCCCACGGUUGAGGCAAUAAUUAAAAGAAGCGAUGAAACUAUGUCCACGGUAGGGAGGGGCCCCGGUUAGAAUGAGGGGAAUAAAGAGGAUAUCCUUAGGGGGAUGAUGGGUGAGGACCUACCGCAUAUGAGCGUGGCGACGGCCGAAGACACUGAGGGACUGUCGGGUGAAUUCGCACUAAGGGAAGAUUGGACGAUACCACCUACGGGAGGGGGUCGGGGCGAUACCACUUUAAGAGUGUGAGAGGGGUGGCAAGGGACCGAGAACUGGAAGGUGCCGCUGACGGUGGCAGGGCGCGUGCGGGAACGCCAAGGGACGGGACAGUUGCCCACAGCCCCGCUUUCCUUCCCCAGCCGUCCUUCGGCCAUGAGCGGUCUAGUGCGGACCGAGCCGCUGCUCUGGGAGCCGCCUCUGCUGGUGCGCGGCGACCCCUACUCGGUGGUGGUCCUGAUGCAGGGAUACUCCGAGCCCGAGGGGGUGGGAGACGCGGUGCGCGCUGACGGCACCGUAACAUUGAUUCUGCCUCACGCCUGGGGCUCGGCCUCCAGCCACCGAGAGUCCCAGCCUGAGGGCGGCUGGGCGAAGACCCCCCUGGAGGAGGCAGCUCGCGGCCCCAUCCUCGUGGACACCGGGGGCCCCUGGGCCCGGGAGACACUCCUGGGGGCCCUGGCGCGGCAGGGCGUGGCCGCCGGAGACGUGACUCUGGUGGUGGGCACCCACGGACACUCGGAUCACAUCGGGAACCUGGGGCUGUUUCCUGGGGCGGCUCUGCUGGUCUCGCACGACUUCUGCCUCCCCGGGGGCCGCUACCUCCCCCACGGGCUAGGCGAGGAGCGGCCCCUGAGGCUGGGGCCUGGGCUCGAGGUGUGGGCCACGCCGGGCCAUGGGGGCCAGAGGGACGUGAGCGUGGUCGUGGCGGGCACGGCCUUGGGUACCGUGGUGGUGGCGGGCGAUGUGUUUGAACGCAAUGGAGACGAAGACUCGUGGCAAGCGCUGAGCGAAGAUCCGGUGGCCCAGGAGCGGAGCCGGAAGAGGGUCCUAGGCACAGCGGACGUGGUUGUGCCUGGUCACGGAGCCCCCUUUAGGGUGGUCAGGGAAGCCCCUCCGCCAACUAACUGACGUCCAGGAGACCAGAGGACCCAGUCAGCUGAGUCGGAGGAAUCAGGGGUGAUCACUUAACAGCUCUUGCAAGAAGCCGGUUUUCCAGCAAGGACAAUCACUGAUCUCACUGUUUCUGCAACCAAACUAGAACCAAGGACUGGUUUAGCCAUAUGCCACCUCUUUAGGCCUCCGUAAAAUGGGAGAAUGUUCUUGGGAGAGUCGUCCAAAAUAAAAACAGAAAACUGCAUGGAAACUCAUA